Messenger RNA from Lytechinus pictus (painted urchin), 4560 nucleotides. Its product is annotated as hydroxysteroid dehydrogenase-like protein 2. The record is from RefSeq and is a predicted model, not a curated record. Bases 90 to 2129 code for a protein of 679 amino acids. The transcript is spliced from 11 exons. NCBI's taxonomy places the organism in Eukaryota, Metazoa, Echinodermata, Echinoidea, Temnopleuroida, Toxopneustidae. Gene Ontology annotation, cellular component: mitochondrion.
AGCUUUAACAUAUAACCGUACGUGCGACAUCGCGAAGAUCAGAAGCGGAGACUGCAUAUGGAGCUGCAAACUUGAGAGACUAACCGAAAAUGAUUAACACCGGGAAAUUAGCAGGGCGCACGCUGUUCAUCACUGGUGCAAGCAGGGGCAUUGGGAAGGCCAUUGCACUGAAAGCUGCUAGAGAUGGAGCCAAUGUCGUCAUCGCUGCUAAGACUGCUGAACCUCAUCCAAAGCUCCCAGGAACCAUCUACACAGCAGCAGAAGAAGUGGAGAAAGCUGGUGGGAAAUGCCUGCCAUGCAUAGUUGACAUCAGGGAAGAGUCGCAGGUAGCUUCAGCUGUCGAGGAAGCCGUCAAGAAGUUUGGAGGCAUUGAUAUUCUAGUCAACAAUGCAAGUGCUAUUAGUUUAACAGAUACGGAACACACACCUAUGAAGAAAUAUGAUCUCAUAAAUUCCAUCGAUGCAAGAGGAACAUAUCUUUGCUCCAGAGUUUGCCUUCCACAUCUCAGAAAAGGAACCAAUCCUCAUAUCUUAAAUCUCAGUCCACCUUUGAUCUUUGAACCCAAAUGGUUCAGAGGUCAUGUAGCCUAUUCAAUAGCCAAGUAUGGAAUGUCUUUAUGUGUACUGGGAAUGGCAGAUGAAUUCAAACCUUAUGGUAUUGCAGUCAACGCACUCUGGCCAAGAACAGCCAUCUGGACUGCUGCCAUGGAUAAGAUCGGAGGCGAGUCGGAAUCCACGAUGAGGAGCUGUAGAACAGUGGAUAUCGUCAGCGAUGCUGCAUACGCUAUCUUCCUCAAAGACAGUUCAACCUUCACAGGGAACUACUUCAUCGAUGAUGAGAUUAUGAGGUCCGAAGGCAUCACCGACUUGGAACAGUACUCCUGCGUGAAGGGGUCUCCUCUCCUCCCUAGUUUCUUUGUGGGCCCCGAUCCCAAAGCCAGACCAGGGGAAUUCAUUGGAUCUUACCCAGAUGAAAUGACUGGAGGAGGAGGAGGAGGAUCAGGUGGAGCUGAAACAGGAGCUGGUGGAGCCGUAGCAGCCAUGUUUGAUAAGAUGGGAGGCAUGCUGAGUGAUAGUCAUGUCCAGAAGAUUGGUUCAGUCUUCCAGUUUGAACUCUCAGGCAAAGAACCUGGAACGUGGUACCUUGAUCUCAAGAAUGGCUCAGGGUCAGCAGGCUCCGGAGCGCCCUCUAGUGACGCUGAUGCUACCUUGUCAUUAAACAGCGAUGACUUCAUCAAGAUGUUUGAAGGCAAGAUGAAAGCUACUGUGGCCUUCAUGGGUGGUAAACUCAAGAUCAAAGGAGACAUGAUGAAAGCUAUGAAGCUGGAAAAACUCAUGGAGGAAUUCAAGAAGCUUGCAUCGGCGGAGGCGCCCAAGGCUGAACCUGAGGCAGCAGCAUCAGGAAGCAACGGGGGACAGAUGGAAGAGAUGAUCACAAGGGUACGAGAGCUUCUGAGUGAAGAGAUGGUCGGGAAGAUCGGAGCCGUAUACCAAUUUGAUGUUUCAGGCAAAGAACCUGGAACGUGGUAUCUUGAUCUCAAGAAUGGCUCAGGGUCAGCAGGCUCCGGAGCGCCCUCUAGUGACGCUGAUGCUACCUUGUCAUUAGACAGCGAUGACUUCAUCAAGAUGUUUGAAGGCAAGAUGAAAGCUACUGUGGCCUUCAUGGGUGGUAAACUCAAGAUCAAAGGAGACAUGAUGAAAGCUAUGAAGCUGGAAAAACUCAUGGAGGAAUUCAAAAAGCUUGCAUCGGCGGAGGCGCCCAAGGCUGAGCCUGCAGCAGCGUCGGGAAGCAGCGGAGGGCAGAUAGAAGGGAUGUUCACAAGGAUACGAGAGCUUCUGAGUGAAGAGAUGGUCGGGAAGAUCGGAACGGUCUACCAAUUUGAUGUUUCAGGUGACGAGGCAGGGUCAUGGACUCUGGAUCUCAAGAACGGUUCAGGAUCCGCCCAGGCCGGUGCCGCCGAGAACCCAGACGUUACCAUGAUCAUGGACACCGCCCUCUUUGUCAAGAUGUUCCAGGGUAAGACGAACCCAACCAUGGCCUUCAUGGGCGGCAAGCUGAAGAUCAAGGGAGACCUCGGGAAAGCCAUGAAGCUGGAGGGUAUCAUGAAGAAGAUGCAAUCAAAGCUGUAGAACUAAUUUGAAUGUAUUCAUAUGGACUUAUUUUAUUGUGAGGUUUUAUAAACCCACAAUUAUAAUGCCAACGUAUGAGAUGCCUAACCAGGGCAAAGUGUCAUUAAAAAUACAAUUGACUUUACAAUUUAUUGUUAUAGUAAUUCUAUGAAAACCUUAUACAGCAAGGUGAUUACAAUUGGUUGGAAAAAAGCCUCACCAGGCCUCUGCAUCAUAAAAAAGUACAGACAGGUGUAUUAUUUUUUUUGGGUGUUUGUUUUUGUUAUGUGAAAAAGUUAAUAAUAAAAUAUUAUAAUCAAUUUUGUUAAAUGUUGUUGCAGGGCUUAAAUACUUCACAAAUUCUAAUUCGCAGUCAAUCCGCUUGGCCACAAUACUCCCAUAUUAUUUCUUUAAGCAAAGAUAUUGAAAUUAAAAUACAGGUGAAUUUGAAUAGUAGGAUUUCAUGAGACCACAGAUAUUGUUAUGACUACGCCAAAUCAGAGUUAGAAGAUUUACAUAGCAUUGCCUUUUCGUAUUGAGGGUCGACUCUUGCAGACUUAAAUUGUUAUUAUUUGAAAACUGCAACAAUUCUCCAUUUAUUACUAUACACGUGUCUCGAUUAUGAAAUAGAUUGAUACCAGUUGCUGCCAAAUGUUUAUCUGUAUUAUCCUGUGUCAAAUUAUCCUUAAUUUCAGAGUUAAUCUCAGUUUUUAUUCUAUGAUUUGUAAUUAAAUAAUAAUAUCAUUGAAGUCAUGUAUAUUGCUCUCAACUAUUGCUGUGAAAUUAUCUACAUUCUAAAAACCCUAUAAGGAUUUUCAUUGCAGGGUACAGGGUAGAUUUGAAAAGAUAAAACUGACUUAAAACAAUACUUCUACUUUUAAUGAUUGAAUGCAUGUACAUAGUAUAAGUUACCAACAUUUGAAAUAAAAUCAGCAAGAGCAUUUCAUGAACUGUGGUGCCGUCAGUGAGUGGUUUGCACUUAGCUCUCAGCCAUUUACAUCCAGACUUUGUUUGAGGAAAAUAUACAAGGACCGUUUUUCUGUUAUCUUAAUAUUUGAAGGCGUUAUGUGUUUUCUUGUGCUAGAAGGGCAGCAUUUGUAAAUCACUUUGCACAUUCCUAAUGUAGUAUACUUAUGCAGGAAACCCUGUACAAGUAAAGUGUUUGAUAGCGAUGUCCUCUAUCCAGUGAAAAAUGCAAGGUCUAGCUUGGAGUUGGGUCGUGUGGUCCAGUGGUUAGAGCAUUGGUUGGACUCAUAAUCACAAGGUUGUGAGUUCGAAUCCUCACUCUGCCAUUAUAUCCACUUUGAUAAAAAGGCCCGAGAGUAAUAUAUGUCGUCUAUAAGGUCAGCCACUAUGACUGAUUAACCUACAUGUAGACGUAAAAUGUUUCCUAAGUAAUUGGUUAUAUACCAGCUUGGCAUUUACCACCAAAACGCUGUCCUGCCGAGUUCCUACGGGAGCUACCAUAAACAGAAACAGAAACCUAUUGGCCCGUCGCAUAAAACAUUUUAAUGGUAACUUUGCCGUCCAGUUGUAACUUGGAAUCCCUGAUCCCGAUACACCAUAUCUAUGGUACUAACCAAUUGAUGGAAAAGUUUACUGUGAAAGUAACCUUUCUACAACAUGGCUCUCAUCUUCACCAUUGCAUAGUCAGGAUGACGAUUUCUUUGAAGAAAAAAAACGUGAACUACCAAUUCACCUUGAAUUAGGGAUCGGUUGCAAUUAAUAUUACAGAAGUGGCCCAUUGCAUUAAUAGUUGAAAUCAAACUUAACUCCUAAAAGUGAUCCUAAAUUGAUUUCCAAUCCGUCAGAUUUGUUUAUUUAUUUAAGCUAAUCUCCUCACACGGUCUAAGCUUUAAAGUAACUGUUUUUACAUGAUUUUGUCCAACCAAUAAAUAUUUUGGGGUCUAUGUCUUAGAAUUACAUGUAGAUUGAUAGAAAAUGUUAUGUUCAUUCCCCUUUACUUGCCAUUAAGGGAUAAUAUUGAGCACCCUAAUAGGCGGUGGUUGUACGACUAUCUCAUUAUAUGACUAAAUAUAUCAUUUGUAUCAUUAUGAAAAUACUAUGUACAUUAGGUUUAAAACAUAAAUGGAUUCAAUUAUAGAAUUAUUUGCAAUCAAAUUGAUUAGAAUAAUGAUUAGAAUAAAGGAACUCUAUUUGUGAAAUUAUAUUGGUCGGUUGAAAUUUAUGGAUGAUUGGUUGAUUUCGUGCUUACAAAGCGCACAUUUUUUAACUGUAUUGAUGUAAAUGCAAUGAAUUAACUGAUUAAAAUUAAUGAUCUUGUAUUGUCUUUGCUUUUAAGUUCAAAUUUUCCCAUACUCCAUGAUGAAGGACUUUAUAUUUUAAAGCUCAUUUACAUUAUUUGUACAAAAUGAAUAUUGAUUUGAAACUGACUGAAUUUAUCGUCCGGUUAUUCGCCUUGAAUUAAAAGAUACAAGAUCUUUCUCAUUGU